Diaporthe amygdali is the source of this 1758-nucleotide messenger RNA. RefSeq lists its product as uncharacterized. NCBI's taxonomy places the organism in Eukaryota, Fungi, Ascomycota, Sordariomycetes, Diaporthales, Diaporthaceae. Gene Ontology annotation, biological process: transmembrane transport. Gene Ontology annotation, molecular function: transmembrane transporter activity. Bases 1 to 1758 code for a protein of 585 amino acids. The transcript has a single exon. The record is from RefSeq and is a predicted model, not a curated record.
AUGGCAGUUGCCCCCGAAUUCACCCAUGAUCAGUCCAAUGGCGGGCUCGAAAUCAUACGUCCUUCUCUCACUCAAGAUGAGUUAGAGGACAUCCCAGGCACUCGCCGCCUCUUCGACAGCGAGGGUCAUACCCUCCUGUCCCUAAGCGGCGAUGCUUCUUCGCUCAAGAAACACGGCGACAUCGUCCUGGUCCCGCAGCCCACCGAUUCGCCCAACGACCCCUUGCAAUGGAGCGUGGCCCGCAAGAUUUGGCACACUGCCCUUGUGUGCUUCAUCACUGCCCUAACGGCCGCCACGUCCAACGACGCCGGCUCUGCCUCAGAGGGCUUCAACGAGGAGCUGGGCAUCGAUUACUCGUACUUCAACACGGGCGCCGGUGUCCUCUUCAUCGGCAUUGGCUACUGGGCGCUCCUGUCCUCGCCUGCUGUGCAUCUCUACGGCCGGCGGCUGCUGUACCUGGUCUCAAUGACCUUUGGCCUCAUCGGCAGCAUCUGGUUCGGCGCCGCCAAGAACGCCAAUGAUACCAUCUGGAGUCAGCUGUUUGUUGGCGCGUCUGAGGCCGUCGCCGAGGCUGUGGUGCAGCUAAGUCUCAUGGACCUGUGGUUCGAGCACCAGGCUGGUGCCGCCAUCGGCGUGUACGUCCUGGCCACCAGUGUGGGAACCUACAUGGGUUCUUUGAUCGCGAGCUACAUCUCCGAGAGCUUCCUCGGCUUCCGGUGGGUGGGCUACAUGGGCGCCGCAUUCUCGGGCGGCACGUUCCUGCUGCUCUUCUUCGGCCUGGAAGAGACAGGUUUCGACCGCGCCGGGUACACGACCAUGCACGGCCUCAACGUCACCGAGCGAGUCGAACGCGCCACAGAGGAAACGACCGGCAUCAACGAGAAGAAGCCCGGCGCCGGCAUCUCAGGAACGGCGACGCCACCCGUGACCACAGACCUCGAGAGGGCAGGAUCGCGCUUUGCCGAGCCCGAGAAGCAGAAGUCAUACUGGCAGCGCAUCCGUGUUAUCACGCCAGCACGAAAUCUGCGCGGCACGGGCUUCAAGCAGUACUUCAAGCGACUGUUCCAUACGCUCAAGGUCUUCACCUUCCCGGCGGUGUGGUAUGCGGGACUUCAGUGGGGCGCGCAAAGUGCCUGGUUGACCUUCUACCUCACUGUUGAGCAGGACACGUGGUACGACCCGCCGUACAACUACACGGACGGUGAGGUGGGCAACAUGAACAUCCCGACGGUGAUCGGCGCCGUCAUCGGGUGUUUCAUCGCCGGCUGGGGCAGCGACUGGUUCACUCUGUGGCUGACGCGGCGGCGCGGAGGCAUCAUGGAGGCCGAGUGCCGCCUGUGGCUCAUGAUCCUCCCCACGGUCGUGUUCCCCACCGGCAUGUUCCUCUUCGGCAUCGGCUCCGGCCGCGGCUGGGACUGGCCCGUACCUUACGUCGGGCUAGGCUUCAUCGGCUUCGGCUACGGCUGCGCGGGCGACUUGUCCAUGGCGUACCUCGUCGACGCGUACCCCGAGAUGGUCCUCGAGGGCAUGGUGGGUGUCGCUGUUAUCAACAAUACCAUCGGCUGUAUCUUUAGCUUCAUCACUAGCCCGUGGAUGGACAACAGCGGCGUCGAGAACACGUUCAUCGCGGCUGGUGUGCUGGCUUUUGCGGCGCUUGCCACGAGCUUGCCCAUGGCUUUGUUCGGGAAGACGGCGCGGAGGCGCACGCGGGAGCGGUACAACUUGUUUGUGGCUGGCCGUGAUGGGCUUGAGAGCUGA